AUGGGGCAGUGCACCAGCGUCAAAGCCAAAGGCGACAAGUACCGGCCACUGGGCGAAGGGCUUCGCGCCAAGGUGCUCCCUGUGUACAUAGGCAGGUGCUUCCAAACCACAGAAGACUGCCUUGUCCUACAAGUCUACAAAGCCAACCUCUACAUGCUUAAAACGGACCAUAUGCUCAUGAUGAUGAUCAUCAUCAUUGCUACAGCAGCAGCAGCAACUACUACUGAUAUGGUCCUCUUCCCGCUCCUGCUGCUAGACCAUCACUUACACCGUGGCCACCUUCCCGGAGACGGCAUCAACGUGGGCCUCUGCGCUUCGGGCGGAGGUGCUCGAGCAAUGUCCUUCACAACCGGAGUCUAUCGAGCGCUGAAUGAGUUGAAGCUUCUGGAUCAGCUGGAUGCUAUCAGCUCGGUCUCGGGUGGGACAUGGUGCUCUUCCAUUUUCAUGUUUGCCAAGGACUUCAAGGGUGAUGCGAUUGAUACCGCAGAGUUAUUGGGAAGGGCGACGACCCCGUCAGAGUUGACCAUGGAGGCGCUGCGAGACAACCUAGUCCCAAUUGUAUCAGGAAUCACCAAUGCCGAUUCGAGUGACUUCAUCAGCGCAAUCUUGAAAGAAUACAAAGGAAAAGAGCACGAGGUGUGGCCCAAGGUGAUGUCGGAGUGGCUGCUGAGGCAUUUUGAUGGUUUGGAGAGCUUUGAGGCAUACAUCGCCAAGGAGGAGGAUGUGAAGCGAAUCAAGGAGGACAACCCCCAGCUGGAGAAGAAGCGCUUCUUAACUCCCAGGAGCGAUCGACCUAAGAAUUUCAUCAUGAAUGGCUGCUCCCUGGCCCCACUGAAGUACAACGCGACCACGGAGAAUGUGGUGUCCUUCCAGAUGUGCCCCGAUUUCACAGGAAGCCCCUUCUACCCCGAGAACAAACAGGUCAAAUACGAUAUGGCGUCCAUCUUCCCGUGCAAGGACUUUGGACUGUCUGGAUUUCGGUCCAUGACUCGUACUAUGGGAGGAGGAUUCACAGAGACCUUCGCGUUUGGUGGCCCUGCUCCACGAGAUCAGACAGGAGGUGAGAAGUGUGUGAUGGGAGAGCCCAGCACUCCCUUUUCUUUGCCGUAUGCCGUGGGAAUCAGCAGCUGGGCAGCUGGCGGAGCCUUGAACCAGGUCAGAGCCUUGGGGAACUUGGUCAACAUUCGCAAGGACUACUGGCCCGUCACCUCCGAGAUUCUCCCACACCGGCAAGAAGCAAUUGCCUACCAACUGGGCGAUGGCGGGUCGCUAGACAACGCUGGUGUGCUGGCGCUGCUUCAGCGAGGAGCACGCAAGGUGAUCUGGAUCUGUUCCUCGUGGACAGACUUGAAGUCGAGUUACGAUUGGGCUGGGGCCACUGCAGAGACCUUCAACCCGCAGGAGGCAGGCGUGGCAGACCAGGUCUUCUGCACCUUCGGCUAUGAUUCCAGUGCACUGGGAUUCUUCUACUCCCACAACCAGGUCUUUGAGAGGGAUCAGUGUUUCCCUCUUUGCCAGGAGAUAAAGGCCUUCAAGAACCAGGGGAAGCCGGCAGUGGUGCACAAAAAGCUGGCGGUGCUCCCCAACAGCUGGUGGGGCAUCACUGGAGGCUAUGAAGUUGAUCUCUUGCUCAUCUACUUGGAGAAGAGCAGAGAGUUCGAGGCACUUCUCCCUCAGGAAACGCAGCGGGAGAUUGCAAAAGGGGAUCAAGGAGCCUUCGCCAACUAUCCCAUCUACAAGACCACGAGCCAGAAUGAAGGCGACAUCCUCGGCCUCACUGCCCAGCAGUCGCACCUGUUGGCUGCCCAAGCGGAGUACAGUGUCAAAGAAAACGAGGAGCUCUUCCGCAAACUGCUGAGCUAG
Symbiodinium pilosum is the source of this 1863-nucleotide messenger RNA. The record is from the annotation of a GenBank genome assembly. NCBI's taxonomy places the organism in Eukaryota, Dinophyceae, Suessiales, Symbiodiniaceae.